This is a messenger RNA of Eurypyga helias (sunbittern), 1901 nucleotides long. RefSeq names its product fibulin-2-like. Gene Ontology annotation, molecular function: calcium ion binding; peptidase activator activity. The record is from RefSeq and is a predicted model, not a curated record. The transcript has 10 exons. NCBI's taxonomy places the organism in Eukaryota, Metazoa, Chordata, Aves, Eurypygiformes, Eurypygidae. The annotation marks the transcript as partial. Gene Ontology annotation, biological process: extracellular matrix organization.
AAUUCUGUUUUUCCCUCUCUGUUGCAUCAUGUUGAUCUGGAUUUGGAUGAGUGCCUCACAGGUGCUCACACUUGUUCCAGAGGACAAUUAUGUGUGAACACAUUGGGAUCAUUCUACUGUGUCAACCACAGAGUGAUCUGUGUAGAGGGCUUUAUACUCAACAGGCAUAGAAAAUGUGUUGACAUUAACGAAUGCGUAACAGAUACGCACACCUGCCAACGGAGAGAGCACUGUGUCAACACACUGGGAUCAUUCAAAUGUCUCCAGGAACUGAGCUGUCAGCCAGGUUAUGAACUUAAGGAUGGAGAAUGUGUUGACACAGACGAAUGCGAGAGAGGAACUCAUAGUUGUAAAGUGAACUUCGUUUGUCAGAAUACAGAAGGAUCAUUCUAUUGUGAGUCAAAGCAACGCUGCAUGGAUGGAUUUUUACAAGACCCUGAAGGAAACUGUGUUGAUAUUAAUGAAUGCACAUCUCUCCCUGAGCCAUGUAAAGCAGGAUUCAACUGCAUCAAUACGGUUGGGUCUUACACCUGCCAAAGGAACAUGCUGACUUGCAGCAGAGGCUACCACUCCAACGAGGAGGGAACCCGGUGCAUUGAUGUGGAUGAAUGUCAAACUGGUGUACACCGUUGUGGCGAGGGGCAGAUUUGUCAUAAUCUUCCUGGGGCUUAUCGCUGUGACUGCAAGAUGGGAUAUCAGUAUGAUGCAUUCAGCAGAAGCUGCAUUGAUAUAAAUGAGUGCUGGAACUACCCUGGACGCCUGUGUCAGCACACAUGUGAGAACACCCCCGGGUCCUACCACUGCACUUGUUCUUCCGGUUUCCGCUUGUCUUAUGAUGGGAAGCACUGCGAAGAUGUGAAUGAAUGCGAGACUAGUCCCUGCAGCCAGGAGUGUGCCAAUGUUUACGGUUCCUAUCAGUGUUACUGCAGGCAAGGUUUCCAGCUGGCAGAUGGCUGCUUUGUGGGGUUGAAUAUCGAUGAGUGCACACAGAGUGCAGGCAUUCUUUGUACUUUCCGCUGCAUGAAUGUUCCUGGCAGUUACCAGUGUGCUUGUCCUGAGCAGGGAUAUACCAUGGCUGCAAAUGGAAGAACCUGUCGAGAUAUCGAUGAAUGUGCAAUAGGAACCCAUAACUGUUCAGCUGCAGAGACUUGUUAUAACAUCCAGGGCAGCUUCCGCUGCCUGUCCUUCGAGUGCCCUUCCAACUACAGGAAAGUAUCCGACAUGAGGUGUGAACGAAUCAGUUGCUUUAAUUAUCUGGACUGCCAAAAUACCCCGGUGCGCAUUACCUACUAUCAGCUGAACUUCCAAACCAAUAUUGUGGUCCCAGCUCAUAUUUUCCGUAUUGGACCGUCGCCUGCCUAUGCUGGAGACAACAUCAUCCUUACCAUCAACAAGGGAAAUGAAGAAAACUACUUCAGCACUCGAAGGCUGAACUCGUACACGGGUAUUGUCUAUCUUCAGCGGCAAGUGAAAGAGCCUAAAGACUUUUUGCUAGAUGUUGAAAUGAAACUGUGGCGUCAGGGAACAUACACUACUUUUCUUGCCAAAAUUUACAUUUUCAUCACAGCUCAUGCAUAUUGAAGCAUGUAUUGACAUUGGAUUUUAUGGGUGCUAUGCUCUUUAGCUGUUCUACCAAAGCUUAAUACUGUUGAACUGCCAUUUAAUGUAUCUAGCCUUUGUAUUAUUUUUCUAUCAUUGCUCUAAACUUUUUUAUUGGUUGUGUAAAUUAAGUUAAUUUUUAUCUUUAUUUUUGUUUUCUUAUGCAAUUCUUUACAUCGUCAUUUGACAAUGAACGAAGGAAGGGUUAGAAGGGCAGUACGUUCGUUGUGUUAAACGCUGGAACCUUUUCAACAGCAGAAAUUACUGUUAGGUUUAGUCACAUCCGCAGGGUAUUGCACUAG